Molecule: messenger RNA, 294 nt
Organism: Ilex paraguariensis (yerba mate)
Lineage: Eukaryota; Viridiplantae; Streptophyta; Magnoliopsida; Aquifoliales; Aquifoliaceae
Source: the annotation of a GenBank genome assembly
AUGGAAGUGGAUGGAAAUCAAGUUGUGGAUACUUCCAAUGUGGAGUUUAGUGCCACAGAACACAAGUAUACAGAGAAGUUGGAAGAAGGCGGAGAUAAGAGGAAGAAUGUGAUGGUGGACAUUAAAGGGUUGGAAUUGCCUCUGGGCAAAAAGUUUGCAAUGUCCUGGAAAAUGGGUAUUAAAGAAUGUGGCCUGUACUCUGAACUUUUCUUCCCAGCUACUGAAUCACAGUGCUACCUAAUGGUUGAGACAAUCUAUGAGGUGAACCUUUUGCAGCUUGUCAGCCUAUCUUGA